UCACUUCUCGACGUCACACGUUACAAGAGGCCACGUCCCUGUAAGGCUCAAACUGACCACAGACUCAACUUGCAUGUGAUAGAAGGCAGUUCGGCGGUCCAAUUUGAUUCAUGCCCAGUCGAGUGGUACAAGCAUCACACGUCGCACGUUGUCCGGGCCUCCAGACAUCCUCAUACACAGACCCAAUCAAUCAGCGUACCCUUACCUUGCCAUGCAACUGCAGCUAUGAUCAUGACUGCUCUACUCACCUUUGCCUUAUGAUGGCAACCUAACCUACUUCGCCACGACCUCCUCUUGCUCCUUGCGAGCCGACCGACACCUACCACUAUCUUCGCGCCUAAGUUACGGACCUUUCGGACCGCGACUGUCCUCUGCACUUUCGAACCACACUUGACUUCCGUUUGAGAACCCCGCCCUUCGGCGCAGAGUGCAGGAAUGGAGAAACUUGUAAAAGGCGCCACGAAGAUAAAGUUGGCUGCGCCCAAAUCGAAGUACAUCGAGCCAAUCCUGUCUGCCACGAAUGGAGGUGACUCUGGUGUCGCCGAGGUCUUUCGCACCUUGCAAAUUCGCUUGAGAGAUGCAACAUGGACUAUCGUCUUCAAAUCGCUGAUCGUGGUGCACCUUAUGAUCAGAGAGGGACAGCCAGAAGUGACCUUGAGAUAUAUAGCCGAUGCACCAAAAAGAUUGGCCAUUAGUAGCUUCGCAGAAGUUCAAACCCAGGGACUUAACAUUCGACGCUAUUAUGAAUACCUCAUGGAACGGGUUCGAGCCUACCGCGACACCAAGACCGACUAUGUCAAGUCAGGAGUGGGCGAUAUGCGGAGGUUGACUAUCGACAGGGGCUUGCUUAGACAAACAGAGAUUGUGCAGGACCAGAUACAAGCCUUGAUUCGGUGCGAUCUGUUAAGCAAUCACGAUCCGGACAACGAGAUCACAUUGACAGCCUUUCGUCUCUUGACAUUGGACCUGCUUGAACUGUUCAAGGUGAUGAACGAGGGCACAAUAAAUGUUUUGGAACAUUACUUUGAAAUGUCACGUCCAGACGCGGAAAGGGCACUGGAAAUCUACAAGACUUUUGGCAAACAGACUGAGCAAGUAGUCCAAUAUCUCAGUGUUGCUCGGCAGUAUGAGACGUCCACACGCCUCGAGGUACCGAAACUUAAACACGCACCAACUACUCUGACGAAUUCGUUGGAGGAGUACCUGAACGAUCCAGACUUCGAAAUGAACAGACGACAAUACCUUGCGCAACAAGAAGCCAAAAGGACUGGCAAGCCAGUAUCCUCAGCACCAAAGUCAAAUCCGUUUGAUAAGCCAGCAAACAUGACCACGCAGAGUCAACCGCGAUCGCAACCAGUGCAGCAGCAACAACCAAAGGGACCAGCUCCCGACCUGAUCGACUUUUUCGACUCUAUCGAGCGAAAUCAGGAAUCGAUAGCCCAAACGAGCUACAACCCGCAACAGCAAUAUCAGCAGGGGAAUCCGCAAGCUCAGCCGUAUCAACAAACCCACAUUCCCCAGCAAACAGGCUACAAUCCAUUUUUGCAACAACAAAACCAUUUUCAAAAUCAGCAGAUGGCUCAACCUGGACCGCUGCAAACAGAUUUCACAGGGGCAGGCUUUGGUGGAUAUGGACCUCAACCUCCGCAACAAACCCAACCACAGGCCCUACAAUACCAGUCCACCCUUCCUACGAUUCCACAAAACGGUGCGACAGACUUCCAAUCACAAUCCUUUGGUGCUUCACAACCGCCGCCAAUGGCCAUACAACCACAGUCGACAUCCACAAAUCCUUUCCGUCAGUCUAUGAUGCCGACAGGUUCGACACAAAUAUCACCUCCUACCAGUGCAGGUCCUAGCCGGCAGUCGACCAAUCCUUUUGCGAAGCACAACACUGGAGCAGUGGCUAACAACGGGCCUAACUUUGGCACCGGAUUCGAACAGUCAUUUUCGCCUAGCCCCAUCACUGCUGAGCCCCAGUCCUUCGCUACAAACUCGCCUUUUGCACCUUCUCCACCUGCACUCCAGCCUCAGCGAACUGGCACAAAUCCUUUUGCCAAAAAUCGACCAGCGAACACUGCAUCACCGUUGACGACAAAUGUCACAGGCAGCACAAAUCCAUUCCGGCAAAGCGCUUUUGUUAAUCAAGAAACUGGGCAAGGGUGGCAGCACAGUAGUCAAGGGACGUAUUCUGGCUACAACGUCAAUAACGUAGAUACAGUACCAGUCUUUCCAAGGCCGGGACACAACUGAUACUAUAGCAUAAUCAUAUAAUGAAUUACCGAUCCGCUGAAAUGGGAACAAUUGCCCUGAUGGCGUGAAUCGAGGGUGAUGCGAGGCACCGCACUUCA
Messenger RNA from Exophiala viscosa, 2351 nucleotides. RefSeq names its product ANTH domain-containing protein. Gene Ontology annotation, biological process: vesicle budding from membrane; clathrin coat assembly; clathrin-dependent endocytosis. The transcript has 5 exons. Lineage: Eukaryota; Fungi; Ascomycota; Eurotiomycetes; Chaetothyriales; Herpotrichiellaceae. The coding region runs from base 436 to 2253 and encodes 605 amino acids. Gene Ontology annotation, cellular component: clathrin-coated pit; clathrin-coated vesicle. The record is from RefSeq and is a predicted model, not a curated record. Gene Ontology annotation, molecular function: SNARE binding; 1-phosphatidylinositol binding; phosphatidylinositol-4,5-bisphosphate binding.